UUGGCUGAGGAAACUGAGGCAGGAGGGAAGUGUCCCAGAUACGCAGCCGGUUUCCCCUGAGGGGUCUCAGGAGUCCAGAGCCCCCACCCAAAUCUGGAGGAUGAGGAACCCGGAGUCUGCAUUUCUUAGUACCCGAGAAGGAGGAGCCUGAAUUCUAGAACUCCUGGGUCUGAGGGAGGAGGGUGCUGGGAGCCUGGAUUCCUGGGUCUGAGGGAGAAGGGCGCUGGGGGUAUGGACUCCUGGGUCUGAGGGAGGAGGGCGCUGGGGGCCUGGACUCCUAGGUCUGAGGGAGAAGGGUGCUGGGGGCAUGGACUCCUGGGUCUGAGGGAGGAGGGCGCUGGGGGCCUGGACUCCUAGGUCUGAGGGAGAAGGGUGCUGGGGGCAUGGACUCCUGGGUCUGAAGGAGGAGGGCGCUGGGGGCCUGGACUCCUAGGUCUGAGGGAGAAGGGUGCUGGAGGCCUGGAUUCCUCCUGGGUCUGAGGGAGGAGGGCGCUGGGGAUCUGAACUCCUGGGUCUGAAGGUGGAGGCCCUGGGGUGUGAAGGAGAAGGCAGUCCUGGUUGGGUCAGCCUGGGCUCCUUUCACUCUCCACCCUUCCCCUUUCCUGUACGGAGGAGCCAGGGCAGGCAGUCACUCCAGGUAUGUGCAGAAGUCUUGGGCGGGCCCUGGCCUGUCCUGUGAGGAGGGAACAUUCCAGGAAGCAGCUUGGGGAACCAGGGCUUCUUGAGUGUGGGCCCUCAGGGACCCAGGUGUCCAGGUCAGUUCCGCCCCCUCUGGGAGAUGAAUGGGCCGAGGGGGAUGUCAUCUCUUCCAGCCUGCUUCAUCCACUGCCUCUCCCUUCCCCUCUUCUCCCCUCCCCUCCCUCCAUCUGCUUCCCAUCCCAGCCAGGAGCCAUCACCUGGGUAGAAAAGGGGCCUCUGGAAAGGGGGCGGGGCCUUGACUCUUGGGUACCCUGAACUUCAAGAGGAACUCUGGGGAGGGGGUGUUCAGGGAUUUGACCCCUCCCCCACUUGCCUCUAUAACCUGUCUAUUCCUUUCUUCCCCUAGGUGGUUGCCCCCUCCCUCUCCUGAGAUGUCAGGAAGGAGGGGGCCACCUGUGUCCUCCACAGGGGCCCCCCGAAGCCUGGGGACUCCCAGCCCCAGAGCUCCGAGGUGGAGGAGGUGCUGACAAGUCUGGUAACCACUGACUGUUUCCCAGUCUUCUCCACACCACCCUUUCCCAGAACCACAGGCUUCCAGAAUGUUGUAGAGAAACUGCAACAUCCAAGCCUCCACCAGCCUCUCCCAGCGCCAGGUGCUCCAAGAGAUGCUCCCCCUCCCCUCAUGCUCCCUCCCCAUCCUCCUCCUUUUCCUCCUCCCCAGUGUGCCAAUUGAGUCCCAACCCCCACCCUCAACAUUGCCUCCUUUUCUGGCCCCUGAGUGGGACCUUCUGUCCCCCCGAGUGGUCCUGUCUAGGGGUGCCCCUGCUGGGCCCCCUCUGCUCUUCCUGCUGGAGGCUGGGGCCUUUCGAGAGUCAGCAGGCACCCCGGCCAACCGCAGCCGGCGUGGGGUGAGCGAAACUGCACCAGCGAGUCGUCGGGGUGAACUGGCCGUGUGCGAUGCAGUCAGCGGCUGGGUGACAGACCGCCGGACCGCUGUGGACUUGCGUGGGCGCGAGGUGGAGGUGUUGGGCGAGGUGCCUGCAGCUGGCGGCAGUCCCCUCCGCCAGUACUUCUUUGAAACCCGCUGCAAGGCUGAUAACACUGAGGAAGGUGGCCCGGGGGCAGGUGGAGGGGGCUGCCGGGGUGUGGACCGAAGGCACUGGGUGUCUGAGUGCAAGGCCAAGCAGUCCUAUGUACGAGCAUUGACCGCUGAUGCCCAGGGCCGUGUGGGCUGGCGAUGGAUUCGAAUUGACACUGCCUGCGUCUGCACACUCCUCAGCCGGACUGGUCGGGCCUGAGACCCAUGCCCAGGAACUGAUCAGGCAGGAAAAGAACUGAGCUGGAUGCUGAGAGACCUCAGGGAUGGCCCAGCUACUCUAAGGACUCCAGUUUGGGAACUCAUCAAAUAAUCACAAAAUCACAGUUCUCUGAUUUUGAGCUCAAUCUCUGCAAGAUGGGUGAAACCACAUGGGUUUUUGGAGGUUGAAUAGGAGUUCUCCCGGAGCAACUUGAGGGUAAUAAUGAUGAUGGUAAUAAUAAUAGCCACUAUUUACUGAG
Macaca mulatta (Rhesus monkey) is the source of this 2196-nucleotide messenger RNA. It is a transcript of the gene NTF4, whose product is annotated as neurotrophin 4. Gene Ontology annotation, molecular function: growth factor activity; nerve growth factor receptor binding. NCBI's taxonomy places the organism in Eukaryota, Metazoa, Chordata, Mammalia, Primates, Cercopithecidae. Gene Ontology annotation, cellular component: extracellular region; synaptic vesicle; axon. Gene Ontology annotation, biological process: negative regulation of neuron apoptotic process; modulation of chemical synaptic transmission; nerve growth factor signaling pathway. The record is from RefSeq and is a predicted model, not a curated record.